AAACGGCUCUUUAAUGUACUGUCGGCACCAAAGUAUCUUCUUUGACUAAUGCUUUCCUCAGUUCUCUGUACACUCACUUUAAUGUACUUUUAGUUCUUUGACAGUGUUGCUGACAUUUUCGUUAACAGCAAGUUGGAGGGGUACAUGUUUAUUUCUCAAUGUUAUGUUUUCAAGUAGAAGUGGGUUUAUUUAUCAAUUAUUGAGAGCCAAUUCUAGCCCCUCUUUUGUUUUUUAAUUCAGAAUAGAGGUGACAACUCUCUCCAACAUGCUAUAUUUUGACUCUCAAAAAUAGCUUUUUGCUAAUUCCAUAUUUUUCUUGAUGGGGAUUGGACUUCAAUUUCAAAGGUUAUGUUGUGUCCAUAGUGUUAAAAAAUUGUUAUCAAUCUUUGCAAUUGUGGUAGCUGUUGUUGUGCUGCUAUCUCAAUUACUUGCACUUCCCUAUGAGAAUUACGUAUCACUGCUAUCAAAUAAUGCUGCUAGACAGUUGGAAAAUGUUACAAAUGUGGAUGGAGUUGGCUACAAAGAUGAAAUUGGUUUGGCUACUGAUGAAAAUAGGAGUAAUGUGGAAGUUGAUUCAGUGCUAGGGUUUCAGAAAUCAAGAACCAAUACUUAUCCAGAAAAGAGAUUGUAUGCAAAUUCAACUAUAGGGUUUCACUUGAAUAUAAGUAUAGAUUCAAGACCAAGGGAAAUAAGGAAUCAAUCGGCUCGCAUAAUCAAUGUGGAGAAUGUGAUUGCAGAUACUGGUAAUAAGAUGUCUUUACCAUUUAAUGAUAAAGGGUUAAUGGGAAAUCAGGCAAAGAGUUCCAGUACUAAGUUGUUACAAGCUGGUUUCAAGAUUGAUGGUGCCUCCAUAAUGAGGAGUAAAAGAAGAAGACCGGCAUCAAUCUCUUACAUGAACUCUUUAGUGCUGCAGAACUCUAUUAGUUCACUGAGACCACAAUGGAAUUCUGCACAUGAACGGGAACUCCGAAUCGCGAAGCUUCAGAUUGAAAGUUCUCCUAUAAUUAGAAACAUUCCAGAAGUUGCAUCUAUCUUUCGAAAUUAUUCCAGGUUUAGGAGGAGCUAUGAACUGAUGGAACGCAUCCUUAAAGUGUAUGUUUAUAGGGAAGGGGAAAAACCAAUAUUCCAUCAGCCAUAUCUGCGAGGUAUUUAUGCUUCUGAAGGGUGGUUCAUGAAACUGAUGGAGAAAAACAAACAAUUUCUUGUGAAAGAUCGCAAAAAGGCUCACUUAUUUUAUUUGCCUUUUAGUUCUCUGAGGCUAAGAGAAGCUCGAUCAGAACAAAAUUUUACUCACCAGAAAGAUUUGGAAAAUCAUCUCAGCGAUUACAUUGGAAAAAUCUCAAGAAAAUAUCAUUUCUGGAAUAGAAGCAGAGGAGCUGAUCACUUUUUUGUUGCUUGUCAUGAUUGGGCACCCCGACUCACGAGGAAGAACAUGGAAACAUGUAUUAGAGUUCUCUGCAAUUCAAAUAUAGCUGGAGGCUUCAAGAUAGGGAAGGAUGUCUCUCUGCCAGUAACCUAUGUUCGUUCAGCUGAAAACCCGCUCAAGGAUCUGGGAGGAAAUCCUCCUUCAGCAAGACCUGUCCUUGCCUUUUUCGCUGGAGGCCUUCAUGGUUAUCUCCGUCCUAUUUUGUUGAAACAUUGGAGUGACAGAGAACCUGAUAUGAAGAUUCUUGGGCCUAUGCCUCGUGAUCCUGAGGGUAAAGCAAAAUAUAGGGAACUUAUGAAAAGCAGCAAAUAUUGCAUAUGUGCUAGGGGUUAUGAAGUCCAUACUCCAAGAGUUGUGGAGUCCAUACACUAUGAGUGUGUCCCUGUGAUCAUAUCAGAUAAUUAUGUGCCAUCUUUCUUUGAAGUUUUCGACUGGGAAUCGUUUUCUGUCUUUGUUUUGGAGAAAGAUAUACCAGAUUUGAGAAACAUCCUUCUUUCAAUUCCUGAGGAGAAGUACAUGGAGAUGCAGCGUAGGCUGAAGAUCGUUCAACAGUAUUUCCUUUGGCACAAAAAUCCUGUAAAGUAUGACUUGUUUCACAUGAUCCUUCACUCAAUCUGGUAUAACAGAGUAUUUCAGGUAAAAUCUAAGUAAGGAUGUCAAAGGACUUCAGGAUCUUUUAUAUGGAGGGACAUCAGUAGGAGCAAAUCCCGAUAAAGGAUUCUUGAAAAGAGUAGAGGAGACGCAGAUAUCUUAGAUGAUUUGAAUGCUUUAAAAAUCAUAUGCGGUACCGGAUAUGAUCAAACUCUUAUACAUGAAGAAUGUACCUGCCUGAUAACUGUUUAAGCUUAAUUAGUGAAUUGAUAAUGUUGGCGAGGUGAAGUAAGCACUAACUGCUGAUGCCUGACAGUAUCCUUCCUCUUUGAUGCCCCGUGUAUACUUGUAUAAUGCUCUGACAAUUUACCUAUUGUUGCCAUUUAUCUAUAGAUGAAUUUCCUAGCUCUCUUUCCUAAUU
Lycium barbarum (goji berry) is the source of this 2438-nucleotide messenger RNA. Its product is annotated as probable glycosyltransferase At3g07620. The record is from RefSeq and is a predicted model, not a curated record. The transcript has 4 exons. NCBI's taxonomy places the organism in Eukaryota, Viridiplantae, Streptophyta, Magnoliopsida, Solanales, Solanaceae. Gene Ontology annotation, molecular function: glycosyltransferase activity. The coding region runs from base 320 to 2077 and encodes 585 amino acids.